CCCCAAUUCAUCUAGCGGCGUUCUGAGCGCGACCCAAAUCCGCUCAUUUUCUAGGGUUUAAGCGUUCUAGGGUUUCUAGUUCCCGCCAUGGCGAAGCCCGGUCGAGGCCGGAGCCCUUCGGUCUCCGGAUCUGGCUCAUCUUCGAGGUCUCGCUCCAGCUCGCGCUCCGAUUCUCGCUCUCGAUCUCGUUCUCUUUCGCGAUCUCGAUCCAAGUCUUUCACUUCGUCUUCGUCUCCUUCUCGAAGCGGGAGCUCUCGGAGCCGAUCGCCUCCACCUCAGAGAAGAAGUCCAAUUGGCGCUGUCAGGAGAGCUCGGUCCCCAUCACCAGCACCCAAAAGAGCUUCACCACCGAGGAAAAAAUCUCCAGUUGUCGAGUCUGGUGUUCUUUGCAUUGAAUAUCUAUCUAGGAACGUCAAUGAAGGACAUUUGAAAGAAAUAUUUAAUAAUUUUGGUGAAGUUGUCAAUGCGGAGCUGGCAAUGAACAGAAAUGUCAAUCUUCCUCUAGGGCAUGGAUAUGUCACGUUCAAGAAGAGAGCUGAUGCUGAAAAAGCCCGUCUUUACAUGGAUGGUGGUCAAAUUGAUGGCACUGUGGUCGGAGUUAAAUUUACAUUACCACAACGCCCAAGGGUUUCUCCCCCUCCAAAGGCAGUACCUGUGGCUCCAAAAAGAGAAGCCCCUCCAAGGGAUAAAGUUGGCAUUGAUGUUGAAAAGGAAACCCAGCAGCGACCGAGGGACCCAUCACCACGCCGUAAACCAGCAUCACCUUCUCGAAGGCGAUCCCCUAUAAGGAGGGCUCCCUCACCGAGACGCAGACCAGAUUCUCCGCCUCCUCGUCGUGCAAUCUCUCCUGCUCGUCGACGAGCAGAUUCUCCUCCAUAUCGUCGUGGCGGAUCACCACCUCGCAGGAGGGGACCAUCACCUGCUAGAAGAGGUUCUCCAUCACCUCCUCCACGGAGAUAUAGGUCGCCAGCACGGGUUUCACCACGAAGGGUGCGUGGCAGUCCAAUACGCAAGCGGUCUCCACUUCCUCUGAGGCGUCGGUCACCACCACCAAGAAGAGCAAGAAGCCCACCAAGGCGGUCGCCUCCACCUCGUCGUCGCAGUCGCUCCCCUAUUCGGAGGCUUGGUCGUUCCCGUUCUAGAUCAAUGUCACCUCGCAGGGGACGAGCACCGCCUCGACGUGGGAGAUCAAGUUCAUCUUUCUCUGAUUCACCUAGUCCUCCCCGCAAGGGAGGUCGAAGAGUGUCAAGAAGUCGAACUCCUCCUAGAAGGCCCGGAAGGGGAAGAAACAGCAGUAUCAGUGGCAGCAGCAGCAGCCCUCCUCCUAAACCCUAAUCAUUUCUCGAUGGUAUGUGCUCGUCGACUUGUUUCUUGUUUCAGGUAACUCUCUCUCUCUCUUUUCCUCUUCCUCCCUCUUUCAGUGAUGACCCCCUAGAAGCAUUCUCGCAAGAAAGACGAAGACUAUCCGGAGAUGAUGGACUUGAGAUUUUAUCGAUUUUCUUCACCCAGCUCAUUUUCUAGCUAUAGGUUGUUGUUGAAGGUUUUCAUAGAUACUGUGAAAUUUAUGCUGGUAGAGUUUGGAAGCUUUAUUUCUGGAUGUUCUGUAAUGGACUUGUCUACCUAUGUUUGGAAUAUUCGACGUAGUGCACCUGUAGACCAUGUAAUUUCUCUCUUUUUACUGACUGGAUUCUGAUUAUGGUGUUGCUUUCGAAUCUCAUUGAA
Molecule: messenger RNA, 1722 nt
Organism: Asparagus officinalis (garden asparagus)
Lineage: Eukaryota; Viridiplantae; Streptophyta; Magnoliopsida; Asparagales; Asparagaceae
Product: serine/arginine-rich splicing factor SR45
Exons: 12
Coding region: 88-1335 (415 amino acids)
Biological process (GO): mRNA splicing, via spliceosome
Cellular component (GO): cytoplasm; nucleoplasm; ASAP complex
Molecular function (GO): RNA binding
Source: RefSeq, a predicted model, not a curated record